AUGGCUCAUGGCUUCAUUCUCUUCCUCUUAUUCUCUUACAUUAUAUCUAUAAAUAUUCAUGCCUGCAACCAAAUUGAACGCUGCUCCCUCUUGUCCUUUGCCUCCGCUCUCUCUUCUCCUCCUUUAAAUUGGACAUCACUUAAUUGCUGUCACUGGAAAGGCAUCACUUGUGAUCAAGAUGAUUGGGUCACCCAUUUGCUCUUACCUUCCAAAGGGCUCAAAGGAGGUAUCUCUCCCUCUUCACUUAGAAAUCUCACACAUCUCACCCAUUUGAACCUUUCCCACAACUCACUAUAUGGUUCACUUGAGACUCAAUUCUUGUUGUCUUUGAAUCGUCUUGAGAUCCUUGAUUUGAGCUAUAACCAUCUUUAUGGGGAGCUACCACUUUCUCUACCAUCUAGCAAAAUUCGGAUAGUUGAUUUGUCGAGCAAUCACUUCUUUGGUGCAAUUCCAUCUUCAUUCUUCCAACAAGCAAGCAACUUGAUUAGUUUCAAUGUCAGCAACAAUACCUUCACAGGGUAUGUCCCAUCCUCUAUUUGUCUCCAUUAUUCUCCCUUUGUUAGGCUAUUGGACUUUUCUUCCAAUCAAUUCGGUGGCAACCUUGCUCUUGGGCUAGGGGAGUGUUCUGAACUGCAGGUUUUUCGUGCUGGUCACAAUAACCUUUCAGGGUUACUUCCAAAAGAUAUCUAUAAUGCUACCAAACUUGAAGAAAUUUCAUUACCUAUCAAUUCACUACGUGGAGCCAUUAGUGAUAAAAUUGUCAACCUCACCAACCUUCAAAUCCUUGACCUCAGCCUUAAUCAAUUGAGCGGCGAGCUUCCUCUAAAUUUGGGUAAGCUCUCCAAGUUGAAGUUUUUGACUGUUGAUUUCAACAAUUUAGAAGGUACUAUUCCCACAUCUUUGAUGAACUGCACAAACCUUGUAGAACUAUGUUUGGGAAUCAACAACCUUGAAGGAGAUAUCUCCAUGCUUAAUUUCUCCAGACUUAGUCAACUUGCAAAACUUGACCUAAGGUACAAUAACUUUACUGGUAUGUUUCCAACAAGCCUUUACUCAUGUAGGAACUUAAAAGCCAUUGCAUUGACUAGAAAUCAUCUAGAGGGACAAAUACAAAUUGAGAUUCUUUCAUUGAAAUUCUUGUCCUUCCUCACCCUUGGUUACAACCGAUUCACCAACCUCACAGGCACAAUGAAGAUAUUGAUGAGUUGCAAAAGCCUUCACACACUCUCGCUUGAUGGUUCCUUUGUGGGUGAGGGAAUGUCAUUUGAUGAUGGCAUGGUUGAUUUUGACGGAUUCCAAAAUCUUCGGGCAUUGAAUAUGGCUGGUACUAAUCUCACUGGUGAAAUACCUGUGUGGUUAUCGAAGCUCAAGAAUCUAGAGAUCUUGAUUCUAGCCUUUAAUCAAAUCACUGGGCCAAUUCCAAGUUGGUUGGGGAAUCUUCCUAGACUGUUUUUUAUCAACUUGUCAAAUAACCGAAUUUCAGGUGAAUUUCCAAAGCAACUCUGUAGACUACCAAGGUUGGUUUAUGAACCUAUUGCAUCUCAAGUAGACCGAUAUGAAUUUGAAUUGAAUGUCUUUGGCAGCAUAACUACAAAUCUAAAUUUUCAACCGCAUAAAUUGUCUUGUUUCCCCGCAACGAUAGACUUAUCUAACAAUAACAUUGUUGGUGAUAUACCUGCUGAGAUCGGACAAUUGCACCUUCUCCGUCAGUUGGCUCUUUACUCCAACAACUUCUCCGGUGUCAUUCCAGACCAAAUAUCUAACCUAAAAAAUUUAGAGGUUUUGGAUCUCUCCAUGAAUCAUUUUUCUGGAAGCAUUCCAUCGUCAUUGGCGAGCCUUACUUUCUUGAGAAAAUUUAAUGUCUCGUACAAUAAUCUUGGAGGACCAAUUCCAACAAGCACUCAGAUCCAAACCUUCAACACUUCUGCCUUUGAGGGGAAUCUAAAACUUUGUGGUGCCCCACUUCCAAAUAAGUGCGGAUCAAAUAUGGGCAUUGAUGAAGAUGACACAAACAACAAAGACUUGGACAAUGAACCUCAUCAACUUCCAUGGUUUUAUAUUUUCACUGCGUUGGGGUUCAUGGUGGGAUUUUGGGGAGUGUGUGGUUCUUUAGUUGUUAACAAGACAUGGAGAUACGUGUAUUUUCGAUUCAUCGACAAUGUACAAGAUAGGUUGUAUGUAAUGGUAACAAUGCCCAUCAACACGAUGAAAAGAAGGCUUAGAGGCUAG
This is a messenger RNA of Prunus armeniaca (apricot), 2229 nucleotides long. Lineage: Eukaryota; Viridiplantae; Streptophyta; Magnoliopsida; Rosales; Rosaceae. The record is from the annotation of a GenBank genome assembly.